Didymodactylos carnosus is the source of this 1063-nucleotide messenger RNA. The record is from the annotation of a GenBank genome assembly. Lineage: Eukaryota; Metazoa; Rotifera; Eurotatoria; Philodinida; Philodinidae.
AAAUUCUGGAAAUAGAGCCUAACAUUUGCCGAGAUUUUGUUGAAACAUACUCAAUGUGAGAUUUCCACGUUAAAUUAUGCGAGAUAAUAACACCAAGUAGUUUCAGAGAUGAAACACGCAUAAUAUUUAGAGAAAGAAACAGGCUGAUUUUCGACAGUUGGCUGCAGAUUUUUAUAAAUGCAAAUAUUUUUUAUUCAACCUUUCUUCAGCUUUGCUUGUUACAUUUUAGACGUUUUGUAUUUUAUUAAUAAUAAUAUUAAUUUUCUGUUUUAUUAAUUGUGUUUUUAUUAAUAGUCGUUUACCCAUCUGAAUGGUAUAUAGAGUAAAAUACGAUGAUCACGUCAAAAAUUUUGGUAAGCUUUUGUUUGUCUGGGUCUCUUUAGAAUUAUUGACCGUACCGGCUACUUUUUAGACGGUUUACGUGUAGAAAUGCUAACAAUUGGAAAUUGAAAAUAAGAAAGUAACAAGAAAAGAAGAUGAAGCACAAGCUGAUGAUUAUCCAGCUGUACAACGUUCCAUACAAAAGCGUGUUAAACAAUUUGUGGCAAAUGGUUUAGAACCUGGUGAAACAGAAAGACAAUUUGAUAAAACCAAUGCUGUACGUGUUUAUAUAUUAGAAGGAAAUGGAUCAGAUCGAUCACCAAUAUUAAAAAUGAAGUUAGAUGAAAAAAAAAAAACGUUUAUUGUGUUGACUUAUGAUCAAGAAAUACGCACAUCAUUAGAAUUAUUUAUACAAUAUUUAACACAACAUGGUUCAUCAUUAUCAGCUGGUCAAGGUUACAAACAAUUGUAUGAAAAAUAUUAUAUAUCAAAACAAAGAGUUCAAGCAAUCUGGAGAUUGAUCGGUAAUCAUGUAAAACCUGACUCAGAAAUCACUGAUGAUGAUGCAUUGGAUGAUCAAAAAGGUGAACAAACAGAACUAGUUGGUAAAGAACGAGUAUUAUCAGCAUCAGAAAUAAUAACGACAAACGAUGAAGUUAGUGAACCAGAACAUAAAGAAAAAGAAGAGGAAGACAAAGAAAACAAAGAGCAAGAUGAACAAUGCCCACGUUCAGGUGAAUGA